Molecule: messenger RNA, 999 nt
Organism: Capronia epimyces CBS 606.96
Lineage: Eukaryota; Fungi; Ascomycota; Eurotiomycetes; Chaetothyriales; Herpotrichiellaceae
Exons: 1
Coding region: 1-999 (332 amino acids)
Biological process (GO): secondary metabolic process
Cellular component (GO): cytoplasm; cytosol
Molecular function (GO): hydrolase activity; carboxy-lyase activity
Source: RefSeq, a predicted model, not a curated record
AUGACUUCUCUCCCUCCUCUCAUCGCUCUCGAAGAACACUUCUUCUCUCAGGCCAUGCUCGCCGGCUCGACCGACACCUACUCGGAGCAGCUGAAACACAUCCCUGGGCUGGCCGACAAGCUGGCUGACGUGGGCGAGCUACGACUACAAAGCAUGGACGCCGGACAGGUGUCGUUUCAAAUAGUGUCGCACGCGCCCGGCGCCCUGUCUCCCACCCAAUGCCGGUCGGCUAACGACCAGCUCGCGCAGGCUGUACAGGACCAGCCGGACCGGUUCGCCGGCUUCGCGGUGCUGCCUGUCUCGCACCCGGCGCAGUGCGCCGACGAACUGACACGGUGCGUCCGAGAGCUAAAGUUCGUGGGCGCCUUGAUCGACAACCACGCCGCCGACGGCUCCUACUUUGACGGCGACGCGUACCUGCCGCUGUUCCAGACCGCCGAGCAGCUCGACGUGCCCGUCUACCUGCACCCGACCUGGCCAACCGAUGCCGCCACGGCCGCCCUGUACACGGGCAACUUCUCACCCGCGGCGUCCCGAUCCAUCGGCUCGUCCGCGCUGGGCUGGCACGCCGACGUCGCCACGCACGUGCUACGCCUUUUCGCCGCCGGCCUGUUCGACCGCCUGCCCCGGCUCAAGAUCAUCGUCGGCCACAUGGGCGAGAUGCUACCGUUCAUGCUGGACCGCAUCGCCGCCCUUUCGCCCCGCUGGGGUCCGCGCGUCCACAGCUUCCGACACGUCUGGGAUACAAACAUCUACAUCACCACCAGCGGCAACUGGAGCGUCGAUCCCAUGGCCUGUAUUCUGCGCAACACCAAGAUCGACCAUGUCUUGUAUAGCGUCGACUAUCCCUUUGCCAAGAACGAGGAUGGCUUGGUCUUUAUGCAGAAUCUGCAGCAGAGCGGCCUCGUCACCCCCGAGCAGUUGGACAUGAUUGCCUACAAGAAUGCAGAGACCUUGCUCAACGUCAAGGCAAGCAAACGCUGGACUUCUAGCGUGUGA